ACGCGUGCUCGUACGCCAUUGGCUGUGGGACUUCCGGGUUGUAUUUUGUUUUUCAGGCAGACUCGAGCAUGGCCGUGGAGCUCUGGAACAGAGUCAACGUCCCUUUUCCCAGCGCCGUGUCCGCUGUCCGCGUGCCCUUCACCGCACAGACAGCUGCAGACGUUGAAACGCUGCUGACGGAGCGCGAAAAUGUGCUGAAGCUGCUCCGCAGUGAGAUGCUUCAGACGGAGGUCAGGCUGCUGUACGAGCUGCUGUACGUCCUGAACAACAGCUACCGGGGCAACAAGACGUUCAAGGCACUGAAGCAGGUGGAGCAGUGUGUGAACCGGCUGAAGAACAUGAAGCUCGAUGCUGCUCUUCAGGAACUGUCAGAUCUGUGUCCGAACAGGAUCCAGAGGCAGCUGAGCAUCAAGGACGGCCAGUGUGUCGUUCCCAGUCAGCCCACGCUGGAGUGGAUCUGUCUCAAAGUGCUGGGGGCCGCUCGGCUGACGAGCUGCACGCUGCGUCGCUGCAGCAGAGCUUUCACACUCGCAAAGCAGCAGAUGAAGUGGGAGGAGUUUGUCAUCCUGAACGUGGUGAUAACCAGCAUGCUCAGCCGUCUGUGGGUGAUUUUCCGUGGCGUGCUGCUCGCCCUGUCCGGCCUCUACCGGCAGCUCCUGGAGCUUCUCAGAGACGUAGCCCGAGUCCAGCCCAUGCCCUUCCUCACAGACUUCUCCCUGCCAGCUGAUCUGGCUCAGUUCCUCGGUCCCUCUGAUGCUUUGUUAUUGACCAAGCCUGCGGCGCACAGCAGAGCGCGGCAGGAAAAGAAGCAGGCGGCGAAGAAACUUACAGCUGAAGCCAAGAAGACCUGCGCGCAGAAAAGAAAGCUCAAAGAAGACCUCGGCGUUGCAGUUAUAAGAGGCGUCGGCCUCGCAGCAGACAGGAAGUCUUUUUUCAAGCUGUGCAGGACUUUCACAGAGGGCAAGUCGACGCCCAAACAAACGAGCAGAGCUGACAGGAGACACGAGUUCCAGAAGCAGGUGAGAGAUGCUGCUUCUUUCUCACACCUGGAGAUCCGUGUGGACGAGAUGAUUCGCUGGUGCAAAUCCCAGAGGAUGGGAAAGGAAAAACGCCUUUUAACCUUCCUGCAGUUAAAGUGCCGGCAGAUGAAAUGCCUGGAGGCAGCGGGCUACAACGUCCAGAGGAAGCUGCAAACCUUCAAAAAGGAAGCUUGCUGGGCUUCAUCUCCAGAAGGAUCAGCGCCAAAGACCUUACGUUCGCUCGCCUCGAGGAGACGUGUCCACGGGAGAAUUCGUUUUCAUACUCUCAGGAGGCUUAUGAUGAGAGGCGGCGUAAAAAGGAAAGAGCAGGCGGGACGACAGACACGAGCUCGACUUAGCGGGGACGACCUGAGAAGCGGGACCGCUCGAGAGGCGACGUGUCGGAGCACAGUCACUCACGAUGACAUCGAUGACAUUUUUGCCUCUGCAGGUCUGUGAAGCCCGAAAGCGCCGAUUUAAGGUCACAGACAGACGAACAGUCUGAGCAGGUUUGGAAGCAGAAGCUGUGCUCGCCAUGUUUAAUGUGUCUCUCAUUAAAAGCUAUAAAGCACGGAAACAACUGAACCCCCCCAGACUAAAAGAUUCUGUUUUAAUUUGGGUACGCAUGGAACACACACUCACCAGCCACUUCAUUAGGUACGCCUGUUCCAGCUGCUCGCAUACACACGUGUAACCGCUGGUUCGCAUCAAGAUAUGCAGUAAAGCAUCUGUGGAUGCACAGCACGUCAACGGUUAAAGAUCACAGCGAGCGUCGCUGCUGAGGUCCAGCCGAGCUGGUUUCCUGAACUUGCCUGAAGGAUGUUGGCUGCAGUCUCAAAGCAGAGCCAUGAUGAAUGAACCCAACCCAGUAUUAGACACCUGAUACGGUGAAUGUGUGAAAUCAAAUGUAAGAGAAAAUAAAUUAACUGAUGGAGCUGAAAUA
Molecule: messenger RNA, 1962 nt
Organism: Maylandia zebra (zebra mbuna)
Lineage: Eukaryota; Metazoa; Chordata; Actinopteri; Cichliformes; Cichlidae
Gene: rmp64
Product: ribonuclease MRP subunit p64
Biological process (GO): positive regulation of Notch signaling pathway
Cellular component (GO): nucleus
Source: RefSeq, a predicted model, not a curated record